UUGCUGCCUGGCUGAGAUGCUGGUCUCAGGGCAGAGCUCCCCUCAAGGACACAGCAGUGCUGGCCCUCGCCCCACUGGGUGGGAACAGCAGAAUGCUGUGUACAAAGCUCAUCUCCUCCACUAACGCCAUAGAACUUGGGUGAGAGUUCAGCCUUCCGACAGACAGACACAGACUGAGAAGUAGAAAGACAGACAGACAGACAGACAUGAUGCUGUGCUGUGUUAUGUGCUGGCUGUUUCUCCAAGUCUCCAGGAUGGGGGAUGCUUUGCCCCACCACUGCCCAGGACAGGACUCCCCACUGGGGGAAAAGUGUCAGGAGAAGACCCCCUCAGACCAUCCAGAACCAGGCAGCCAGGUGAUGCCCCGCCCCCCUGCAGAUGAGGGAGUGGAGGGGGUGGGCUUAGACCAACACACAGCCCCAUCCUCACUCCACCCUGCGGCCCCCCCUUGCUCUGGGGGCCCCCUGGGGGGACCACUGGAACACAUGCUCUCAGCCUUAAGGGAGGGCUGGCCCCCCCGAGGGGGGCAGGGGGGGCAGGAGGCUCUGGUCCAGUUUGGAGUGUGCCCGGGGUUGGGGGGGGGCCCCGUCGCUGCCCUGGCACGUCUGGCUGCUGCUGGGGACAGACUGCGUGUCAUGCACCCUGAAACAGAGCUGGUGGAGGAAGGGGGAGGAAGGCUGGUGAUGACCUUUCACCUCCCCCUCUCUCCGCUCCUGAAGCUGCAUCCUGUCCUCGCCCUGGCCUCCAGCGUUCCUAUGACAACCUUAGACAUGGAGGUCUCCUUCACCAGCCCUGCCCUCCAACCUCCUACACAGACGCUGUGUCUGUCAUCGAAGACCCAGUACCUGGUUCUGACUGGACAGCCUUCAGGGGGCCACAAAUGGAGAGUUUCUGUCACGUUGAAAACACCGGAAACAGAAUCAGGACAAAAGUUGUCUGAGCUACGAAGGAUUAUGAUUGGUGGAGAAGCAGCCAAUGACAUCAUUAUGACCCCUCUGCUGCUGUUCUCAUUGGAUCGAGCGACGGGAGAGAGAGACGCCCCGGAGACAUGCCCCUUCCUGUGUGAGCUCCAGAGCUUCCUGUCUGAGGUGCUCCCACAGGUGCCCCCCCAGACCGCUGCCCCCUUCCCCCUGGCCUCCCUGAACUCCCUGCCCCCCCUCCCCCUGGGCCCCUCCUCGAGUGAGGCUCUCCUCCUCGGCCUCAUCAACUCCUCUGGCCCCACGCUGUUCUCCUUCCCCCAGAGAAGGCCAGUGCUGGGGGGGCAGGGGGGGGCCUUGCUGGGGGGCCAUAGUGGGGAGCUUUCCCUGACCCCCGGCUUGCUGGAGACCCUGAGGCUGCGGUUGGCGGAGGCCGUGGGCCAGCUGGGGGGGGAGGAGCUGGGCUGCAGGGGUGUGGAUAUGCUGCGCAGGCUGCAGGAGCUCAGCGCCCUCCCCAGGCCUGGAGAGGAACUGCAGGCUGGUGGUGGUGGCUCCAGAGAGAGGCAGUACCGGGCCCUGGUCCUGCUCAAAGCCCUGCACAUGGUUCUGGGGGAGUGGGAGGUGGAGCGAGGCCGGCGUGCUGCACGGGCGUCCCCAGAGCGGAGCUCCCUCUGCCGGCUGCACAGCCUGACCGUGUCCCUAGAGAGCUUCUUCAAGGACCCGCCGCACGCCAACAUCAACAACUGUGAGGGCAGUUGCCACUUUCCCAUCCUGCAGGGCGUCAACGGCAACAACCAUGUCAUGCUGCUCAACAGCCAGGGAGGGCGGGAGCUGGGACGAAGCCCCUGCUGUGUGCCCCUGGAGUACGACCCCCUGCUGGUGGUGGAGCUGGAAAACAACGGAGCCACCAUCAGCAUGAAGGACAACAUGGUGGCCAAGCAGUGUGGCUGUCGCUAAGGGGAAGAGAG
This is a messenger RNA of Hypomesus transpacificus, 1885 nucleotides long. It is a transcript of the gene amh, whose product is annotated as anti-Mullerian hormone. The record is from RefSeq and is a predicted model, not a curated record. The coding region runs from base 207 to 1874 and encodes 555 amino acids. Gene Ontology annotation, molecular function: growth factor activity. Gene Ontology annotation, biological process: gonad development. The transcript is spliced from 8 exons. NCBI's taxonomy places the organism in Eukaryota, Metazoa, Chordata, Actinopteri, Osmeriformes, Osmeridae.